AUGGGCAGCUGCCAGAUGCCGCGCACGACUCUCCGGAGGGAUGUCGAAGUGAUGGAUGUUUUCUCCUGCCAGCCGACGCGUUGUCCUGGCGCGUUCGAUAUCCAUGAGAAGCCCGAACGGUUCAUACAGGUGAUCGCCGGCUACACAAUGAUAAAUGACGAGGAACUGGGCUUGGACACCUUUACAGAGCUGGAUGGCGACAGUCGCUUGAUACGCAUUGAGCAGGACGAGGCUGCGGCUGGAAUCGCAGCCUUUCACCCGUCAACGGGCAAUCGUCUGCCGUGGGGCGUCUUGCUAUCUCACGAAGCCUCCGGACUCCGAGAAUUGGAGUUAUGUCGCGAAGUUUUCGUGGACGUCUGA
Messenger RNA from Hirsutella rhossiliensis, 360 nucleotides. RefSeq lists its product as uncharacterized. The transcript has 3 exons. The record is from RefSeq and is a predicted model, not a curated record. Bases 1 to 360 code for a protein of 119 amino acids. NCBI's taxonomy places the organism in Eukaryota, Fungi, Ascomycota, Sordariomycetes, Hypocreales, Ophiocordycipitaceae.